Messenger RNA from Mesitornis unicolor (brown roatelo), 3385 nucleotides. RefSeq names its product transient receptor potential cation channel subfamily M member 6-like. Gene Ontology annotation, biological process: monoatomic cation transmembrane transport; protein tetramerization. The transcript is spliced from 15 exons. The annotation marks the transcript as partial. The record is from RefSeq and is a predicted model, not a curated record. Gene Ontology annotation, cellular component: apical plasma membrane. NCBI's taxonomy places the organism in Eukaryota, Metazoa, Chordata, Aves, Mesitornithiformes, Mesitornithidae. Gene Ontology annotation, molecular function: monoatomic cation channel activity.
GUUGGUGCCUUGGAACAGGCAAUGCUGGAUGCCCUAGUGAUGGACCGUGUAGAUUUUGUGAAGCUGUUAAUAGAGCAUGGAGUGAACAUGCACCGUUUUCUUACCAUAUCUCGUUUGGAAGAACUCUACAAUACAAAACAAGGACCAUCAAAUCUACUUUUGCAUCAUCUUGUUCGAGAUGUGAAACAGAAUACCCUUUCCUUGGAUUACAAGAUAUCACUGAUUGAUAUUGGGCUGGUGAUAGAGUACCUUCUUGGUGGAGCUUAUCGAAGCAGCUACACAAGGAAGCAUUUCCGAAUUCUCUACAAUGAUCUCUACAGAGAACACAAGAACCUGUCUCAUUCCUUUCAUCAGAGUAAUCAGACAGGUAGCAGAAUGGGAUCUGCUGAAAAUACUUUGCAUUCUCAGUUCUUCAGAACUGCACAGCCUUACAAAUACAAGGAUAGAUCCACUGCAUUCCAUAAGUAUAAGAAGAAAUCAAAAGAGGAUAUAAACUUUGCAGAGAACUAUGAGUCAUCUGGCUUUAUAUACCCCUAUAAUGACCUCCUGGUUUGGGCAGUAUUAAUGAAAAGGCAGAAGAUGGCAAUGUUCUUCUGGCAGCAUGGAGAGGAAGCCAUGGUCAAAGCUGUUGUGGCUUUUUAACUCUACAGAGCAAUGGCACGUGAAGCGAAACAGAGCAACAUGGUGGAUGACACUUCAGAAGAACUCAAGAAGUACUCAAAGGAAUUUGGGCAGCUUGCCUUAGAUGUGCUGGAGAAAGCAUUCAAACAAAAUGAGCAGAUGGCCAUGAAGUUGCUGACCUAUGAACUGAAAAACUGGAGCAACUCAACUUGCUUAAAACUAGCAGUGUCUGUGGGGCUGCGGCCUUUUGUAUCCCAUACUUGCACACAGAUGCUGCUGACUGAUAUGUGGAUGGGACGCCUGAAGAUGCGGAAGAACUCUUGGUUUAAGGUCAUUAUGAGUAUUCUCCUGCCUCCUACCAUCUUGAUGCUGGAGUUUAAAAGCAAGGCAGAAAUGUCACAUGUGCCUCAAUCUCAAGAUUUCCACCAGUUCACAUGGUAUUAUGGGGAUGAGAGCCCAACCAGCUCUAAAGAUGCCUUGUCUUUGAAAGAUUAUGAUGUGGAGAAGGUUGCUCAGAAGUCUGAUGAAAGCCAAGCACAUGGUGGACAAGGAAACUUGCCUGGCACUAGGAAAAUCUAUGAGUUCUACAAUGCACCAAUUGUCAAGUUCUGGUUUCACACGAUGGCGUACAUGGCGUUUCUCAUGCUCUUCACUUACACUGUGUUGGUGAAGAUGGAGCCAAGACCAAGUAUACAGGAGUGGCUUGUUAUCAUUUAUAUUUUCAGCAGUGCUGUUGAAAAAGUCAGGGAGGUAUUUAUCUCAGAACCUGGAAAAUUCCGUCAAAAAGUGAAGAUGUGGAUUCAUGAAUACUGGAAUUUUACUGAUUCUAUAGCUAUCAUCCUGUUUAUGAUUGGCUUUGGCUUGCGCUGGUCUAACCCCCCUGUUCGAGCUGCAGGAAGGCUACUUUACUGCUUGGAUAUAAUAUUUUGGUAUGCUCGGCUCCUUGAUCUUUUUGCUGUGAAUCAGCAUGCAGGCCCAUACUUGACAAUGAUUGGGAAAAUGACAGCAAACAUGUUCUAUAUUGUGGUCAUGAUGGCCAUAGUCCUGUUGAGUUUUGGGGUGUCACGAAAGGCAAUCCUUUCACCAGAGGAGCCUCCUUCUUGGACUCUCGCACGAGAUAUUGUAUUUCAGCCCUACUGGAUGAUGUUUGGUGAGGUCUAUGCUGGAGAAAUAGAUGUCUGUGAAACCAAUGAAGACUGUCCUCCUGGCUCCUUCCUCACACCAUUCCUCCAAGCCGUCUACCUCUUUGUGCAGUACAUCAUCAUGGUCAACUUGCUUAUUGCUUUCUUUAAUAAUGUUUAUUAUGAUUUGAAAUCCAUAUCGAACAAGCUUUGGAAGUACAACCGUUACCGCUACAUUAUGACCUACCAUGAGAAGCCAUGGCUGCCUCCACCAUUCAUCCUCCUGAGCCACUUUGGACUUCUGAUAAACUGCAUCUUCCGCCAUCGGCCCCAGAAUGAGCUGGAUCAAGAGGAAGGCGAUGUUGGACUAAAGCUGUACCUGAGUGAUGAGGAACUAAAGAAACUCCAUGACUUCGAGGAACAAUGUGUGGAAAAGUAUUUUCAUGAGAAGAAUGAAAGCCUGAAUUCCAGUGACAGCGAAAGGAUCCGUCUGACAACAGAAAGAGUGGAGAAGAUGUUUCUGCAGCUUAAAGAAGUGCAUGAGAAGGUGUUUUAUAUCAAGGAGUCUUUACUCUCCCUGGACAGCCAGCUAGGACAUUUGCAAGACCUGUCUGCCUUGACAGUGGACAUCCUGAAAGUGCUUUCAGCUGUAGACACCUUGCAGGUGGAAGAAGCCUUACUGGCUGACACAAAACAUCAAACCUGUAAGAAGCUGCCCCAUAGCUGGAGCAAUGCACUCUAUUCCAAGACCUUGAGCAGCCUGGAGUGUUUGUAUGACAAGAAAUAUCACUACUACAGCAUGCCACCCUCCCUCUUACGGAGCUUGGUAAGGAACCAGUGGCCCUCAGAGUCCAAAGACCAUGUAUCGAGGACUGGGAGUAACAAGGUGGUAGAAGACAGCUCUCGCAAGAUAGAAAUGGAAAGUGACACACUCACUUCAGGAGUAUCCUCUGAGACUAAGUCAACCCCUAGAUAUGGCAGAUUUUUGCUGGUUCCCCCUGACCAUCAGGGAGGGUCUUUCACUGAGGAUGUUACUUUAGACUUAUCAUUUUUAAGCACUCCUUCCAAACACAGGGACGAUGCAUUCAGAGGUGAACUGCAAAGUAGCAUUGUGGUGCAGCCAAACUUGCAGAGUGUCAGCCUCACUGGAAAAGAGCCAAAAGAUUAUCAAUGGAGCCAGAGAGACUUUGUUAUUAAUUUACCAUCCAAAGAGACUACUGCCAUAGAGACUGAUCAUCCUCUUGGUCUCCAGCCAUCACUGGAUAUUGAAGAGAGUGCAGCACCCUCCUGCCACAACAGAGAAGAAACUGAAGGUGGUUAUGUGAACUGGGGAUUCUCCGAAGGUGACGAAAAAGGGGUUUUCAGCUCAGAAACAAAGGCAGAAGCCCUGUGCAUACAUUCCACCUAUAACAGCGACUGCAACUGCACGGGUAGUCCUUCCAGGCAUGUCCAGAUAAGAGAAUCAAAGUCCUUCUCCUACAACUCUGACAGACCACAUCACAACAGCAUCGUCUCUCAGAACAAGCUGAAAUACAGCACCUCCUUCUGGAUGAGCCCACUCUGGAAGGACUGGAGUUUCUGCAGGAGCAACAGCUUACAGUACCCUAAUGAAGAGAAAAGAGGGAAAACCUGCAAGGCCACAG